Saprolegnia diclina VS20 is the source of this 375-nucleotide messenger RNA. RefSeq lists its product as hypothetical. Gene Ontology annotation, molecular function: carbohydrate:proton symporter activity. Gene Ontology annotation, cellular component: membrane. The record is from RefSeq and is a predicted model, not a curated record. NCBI's taxonomy places the organism in Eukaryota, Oomycota, Saprolegniomycetes, Saprolegniales, Saprolegniaceae. Bases 10 to 375 code for a protein of 121 amino acids. The transcript is spliced from 2 exons. Gene Ontology annotation, biological process: transmembrane transport; carbohydrate transport.
GGCACGCUCAUGCUCGUCCUCACCAACAAGGGCAACCACACGCUCUCGCUGAUUGCGCGCAUCAUCCAAGGCUUUGGCGUCGGCAACUCGUCGUUUUCGCUGCCGAUCUUUGGUGCUGAAAUGGCCCCCAAGGAGCUCCGCGGUAUGCUCUCGGGCUUCAUGCAAAUGUCGAUCGUCACCGGCCUUCUCCUCGCCGGUAUCAUCAACUACGUCGUCCAGAACGACCAACAUGGCUGGCGCGUCACCAACGCUGUUGCGAUGGCCUUCCCGGUGAUCGUUAUGGCCGGUAUCUUUUGUGUGCCCGAGUCGCCGCGCUGGACGUACAAGGCCAAGGGCCGUGAGCAGGCGGAGGCUGCGUUGAAGCGCUAUCGGUGA